AUGGUUCAGAUCGCAGUUGCAGGUGGCUCUGGACAAGUCGCUAGAGAAAUCAUCGACGUGCUGAGAGCUUCAGGCAAGCAUGAAAUCACUAUCCUCAGCCGAAAUAAGGUUCGAUCAGAGGAUGCUAUCGUGCCUGGAGUCAACUGGCAGGUUGUUGAUUACGAAAACAAACAAAAUUUGGUGAAGGCCUUGCGAGGAUCACACACUCUUCUGUCUUUCGUCCAACUUCUUUCGGACCCGGAAAAUCAGUCCCAGAAGAAUCUGAUUGAUGCUGCUAUCGACGCAGGUGUGAAACGUUUCGCACCGAGUGAAUACGGAAGCGCAGGGACGGUUAAUAUGCCUUGGUGGUCGGGUAAAGAAGAAAUUCGGAAGUAUUUGAGAAAGGCCAACGAGAACGGAAAGGUGCUUGAGUACACCCUCUUCCACCCCGGCCUCUUCAUGGACUAUCUGGCGUCACCUUACAAAACCGCAAGACACGUUGACCCACUUGAAACUGUCUUUGACUUCCAGAACCGCCGCGCGAUUGUGGUCGAUGGACAUGAGGACGCCAUCAUGACUCUGACCACAGCUGCUGACCUUGCUGCGGUUGUUGCGCGGGCAGUCGAUUAUGAUGGCGAGUGGCCCGAAAUCGGCGGCAUCAGGGGAAAUCGUAUGACCUUCUCGCAAAUAAUCGAGAUUGGCGAGAAGAUCCGAGUGAAACCCCAAGACCUGGAAGCUGGGGUUCUGGACACAUCUUGGGCCUUGAGGAAGAGACACCGAGCUGUCACCGACGAGCAAUCCUCUGAUCUCUUCACGAAGGUGCCCAUCGGUAUCCUCCUUAGCAGUGUCAAGGGUUCGUGGGAUGUUUCGGAUGAAUUCAACCAGCUGUUCCCGGACUAUAAGUUCAGAGAGGUCGAAGAGUUUCUUGCCAAGGUCUGGGAUGGGAAGCCGUGA
This is a messenger RNA of Diaporthe amygdali, 933 nucleotides long. RefSeq lists its product as uncharacterized. Lineage: Eukaryota; Fungi; Ascomycota; Sordariomycetes; Diaporthales; Diaporthaceae. The transcript has 6 exons. The record is from RefSeq and is a predicted model, not a curated record. Bases 1 to 933 code for a protein of 310 amino acids.